Molecule: messenger RNA, 2550 nt
Organism: Orbicella faveolata
Lineage: Eukaryota; Metazoa; Cnidaria; Anthozoa; Scleractinia; Merulinidae
Product: monocarboxylate transporter 10-like
Biological process (GO): transmembrane transport
Molecular function (GO): transmembrane transporter activity
Source: RefSeq, a predicted model, not a curated record
UCAAUAAUCUUGAUUCAAAGCUUCGUGUUUUCCACUGGGUUCUUUUGCCUCAAUUAGUUCUUUUGACGAUGAGGGCUAGCAAAAAUGGUUUGCACGUCAAAUUAAAAGCUGAAGUCGGCACUUGACGACCUUGUAUAAAUGUUUAUCUCAGUGUUGCGUCCACAUUGGAAAAAUAACUUGACAACCUGCAAGGAGAACAUUUUAAUGCUGGACGCUAAACUUCUUAUUGGUUCUUGUAUUUUAGACCUCUUUCUUAAUGAUGGCAGUGACCUGCACGUUAUGUCCAGUCGCACAGAACUACACUGGUCUUGUUCUGUAUGCCGUUUUCUUUGGAUUGUUCGACGGCUGUUUUGUGUUGCUGCUUGCUAUCACUACAAGUGAUAUUGUUGGACCUGAAAAGCUUCCGGCAGCUUUAGGAGGCUUAUAUGGAGUGCUGGCUUUCCCGAUGACGUUUGGGCCACCGUUGACAGGUUUUAUUUUCCAACUGUCGGGUUCAUAUGAGAACGCAUUCUUUGUGGCAGGCGGAGCCAUUGCCAUGGGAACGUGUACUCUGUCACUGAUUCCAUUCUUCAUGACGAACAGUAAAGUGGAAACUAAAGAAAUCCGUGAAGUUCUCUGCCAGAAAGAUGACAAUGAACAAGAGUUCGAGGACACCCCAUAUUGGGCCGAGGGAGGACAGAGAAACUCUCUUUACGACACAAGUAACUUUGCUCUGAGGCGUUCGAUAUCCUGUCUGGCUCUUAGCAGACUUGGAGACGUGUGUAGUACACAAUGUAUACUAGAAAUGAUCGAACAGGAGACCAUUGUUUGAUUACAAAUAACUACUAAUUCGCUUGAUCCUAGUGUGACGCUUGGUCAGCGGUCUUGGAAUGACCUUGAAGCGUGCGCAGCAAAAGUAAACGCUUGUAUUUUCAUGACAAGCACCUCAUAAAAUGUUUCCACACAGAAACGUUCUCCUCUCAUUUCGUAGCCUCGAAUUACACACGAAUAUUCAUAAAUGUAUUUUGCAAAGCUUACUGAUCGACUGCGUGAAAGAACAGCAAGUUUCCGUUAUUAAGUUUUCUUUCACAAGUUUCAGCACUAAAAAAACUUCUCUGACUAUUUUAAUUCUGAAGCUGCAAUACUCUAUACACAGCGGAAUAUCCAGAAAACAUCGAUAACAUUUUAUACUCAGUUCACAGCACACCAAGAUGUUAAACAUGUUUAAAAGUGGUUUAGCUAAACAAGGUUAAAAAUUAGUUGCUCAUACCGAGCACGUGACUCCACAACUUAAAUAGGUAAAAACCUGUUUGAUUAAAAUAUGGUAGCGAGGUGGCUUGAAAUUUGUCUUCUCAAAAUGACUACAAAACGUGAUCGACAAAUUGGAACAACCUAAACCUUAUUUUGUUAAAUUAGUUUAGUUGGUGUUGCGGAAUGGGGUAUUACUUCGAUUUCAAAAACUGGCUCAACCAGGUUUUUGAUCGGAGGAUGGUUGCCGCUGAAGAAAAAACUUGCCAUAUACUACAGGUCAAACAUACUAGCAAAUAACACUUGUUACGUGGAAACUCUUCGAAGGAAACUUAUUCGUGUGUAAUCGACAUUUUACUUGCGCUCAGCUCCUCAGAUUUCCUAUUGGUUCGUAAAGAACUUUACAGCAGAGAUUAAAUAUUUUUAUUCCUUAUAUCAGCGUCAGAUAUCGUCAACAAUAGUUUUUUGUAGAACAGUUUUUUAGUUUUUUAGAUUUUUUUAGGCUUUAGCUUUCAACGAUAUUUUGUAAAGCGCAUUUGGCUCAUUUUUAAUGAAAUUUGCUAGGUUUGAAUUUGCGAAGUAUGCUUAUAAUUUAAUACGCGUAAGCCUAUCAAAAGUUUAGCAGGACGCAAGUUGCAAACCUAGCUCUUAGUCGUUUUGAAAUAUAUUGAUAUUACAGCAAUUAUCAAACUGACAUAGAUUGUGCUAGAAGCCACGCCUUAGAUAAUCAACUUUAUUGUAAAUAGCAUUAAUUGUUAUCCUUCUAAGAAUUAAUUUCAUUGACACGUAAAGCAGGAAAGGUUUAAUCGUAACAACCAAGGAUUAUGACUAAAAAGAAACUCUUUACUCUUAAUAUAGAGAUGUGAGAAGUUUAUUUUUUCAUUAUAUUAUUUAGAUUGUUCGAGCUCGCUGGACACUAAAAUAGCUAAAAUGAAUACAUUAGUACGAAUAUAAACAGUCUAGCAUUGAAAGUAUAGAUAUAUAUAUUUCUUAAAACUCAAGGGACAAGACAAAAUUGUAAAACAGUUUGUUUCCAAGAGUUAAAGCCCUGUUAUACGGGGAAAUUAUACAUAAAACGUGCCGGGUGUAAUGUAAUUACAUUAAUCGUGUUUCACGUUUUGUGUUUUACAUUUUUAUUAUCUGGCCUUCGCCUAGAAAAAAAUACUAUUAUAAUUUUUUUUCUGUUCUCGGUGUAAACGUGAAAAGUUUCAGUGAGGUGAAUAUCACAAUGUUCCAAGGAACUGUGCAAUAGGUUUUUCAACGCCAUUUCAAUUGGCUUAAGAAUCUAUUUUGAAAAGAAAUAAAAGGCAAGUGACCCCAAAA